Messenger RNA from Theileria annulata, 2502 nucleotides. RefSeq names its product gamma adaptin, putative. The record is from RefSeq and is a predicted model, not a curated record. Gene Ontology annotation, molecular function: clathrin-cargo adaptor activity. Lineage: Eukaryota; Apicomplexa; Aconoidasida; Piroplasmida; Theileriidae. Gene Ontology annotation, cellular component: membrane coat; AP-1 adaptor complex; Golgi apparatus. The transcript has 2 exons. The coding region runs from base 1 to 2502 and encodes 833 amino acids. Gene Ontology annotation, biological process: receptor-mediated endocytosis; intracellular protein transport; Golgi to vacuole transport.
AUGACGGGAUCAGUGAAGGAAUUGAUCCGCAGCAUACGCGGAUCUAAAACAGCCUCAGAAGAACGAGCAGUUCUGGCCAAAGAAUGCGCCAAGAUCCGAAGUAGCCUAAACACAGAUAAUAUAAAUUAUAGACGAAAGAACAUUUCGAAGCUUUUGUUUAUCAAUUUAUUGGGACAUCCGACGAAUUUCGGACAAAUGGAAUGCAUAAAACUUAUAGCAAGCUCUAAAUUUUCAGACAAAAGAAUUGGAUACCUGGCACUGAAUUUGCUUUUGACAGAGGAUUCGGAAGUGCUAAUGCUGGCAACCAACUCGAUCAAGAUAGACCUGAAUAACCCAAACCCGUAUGUGUGUGAAAUGGCCCUGCGCUCACUGGCCAACAUCGGGACGCAUGAAAUGCUGAGAGAACUGCAGUACGAAAUUGAUACACUGAUCAAUUCCAACGUGCCGAAUAUCAAGAAAAAAGCAACAAUCUGUACAGUCAGAAUGCUGAGGAAAGCAGCACAACGAAAUUUAACCCCGGAUAGCAUAAGUAUAGACCUGGCAUACUCGUUCAUGAAGUACCUAGAACCGUUAAUUUCAGACUUUGAUAACGGAGUCAAGACAGCAGCACUCUCACUAAUGUCUGUACUUCUGGACCAUUACACGAAGAUCUGUGAUUUAGAUAGAUUCUUUACACUGUUAUUGGACUUAAUGAACGAAGUGUUGAACCCGACAAACACAAAUUUCUCAGUAACAAUCCCAGCGAAUACAGAAACCUUCACAAGCCAACAGCUGAUGUCAGACCAGUACUCAACAGACCCAUUUCUCAAAGUCAAGAUACUGUCACUGAUCAAACAAGUGUAUUUAAAACUAUUAUAUAAUACAAAUCAUCCGAAUGGUGAUGACUACGAUGUCAAAUUAAUGGAUUAUAAAGAAAGAUUAUAUGAAAUAAUUUCUAAAAUCAUAAAGUCGAUUGAACUUAGAUCUAACAUGAAUGACGUUAUUCUGUACGAGUGCGUGACCACAAUCGAGUGUGAAUUCGCAGACGAACGCUUUAACGAACUGGGAAAACAAGUGGUGGAAAAGUUCAUGGUGGGAUUCAAUAAUAACGUCAAGUACAUAUCACUGGGAAUUAUAAAGAAAUUACAUAACGUGCACAUGAAGUACGGAGAUAGCAACUGGACAAUAAUAGUACAGUCAUUUAAACAAAGAGAUAUAUCAAUUCGAAAAAAGGCAUUAGAUGUGUCAUUGAAGGUAGUAAAUAAAGAAACAUUGGCACCAAUUGUACAGUAUUUGUAUGAAUUUCUAUUAUCAGCAGAUGAUGACCUGAAAAGAGAAAGUAUGCACAGGAUAUUCAACUGUGUGAACCUGCACUCAGAUGAUCUAGCAUAUAAGCUCCAAGUGUUCGUAAAGAUUUUUUCCAUCGCAGGAAACUGUGUCCAAGAUGCAAUUCUGUUCGACUUUAUAGACCUGUUGUCGAGUAGCACGGAGGAAACUAAGGGUAAAACGACAUUAGAACUAGUCAAAACGCUAAGAUAUAACAUGGGACAAUCAGCACUAGUCAAAGCGGCAUUGUACUCAAUUGGUGAAUACUAUCAACUUAUAAGUGAUGAGCUGAGUAAUUUAGUUACGAUUAACACAAAACUAGAUCAAAACAUCUUCUCACCCAAAAAGAUGGAUAAUUCAGUUGGAAGUGAGUUCAACAAAAAGGAUGAAAACAAUUUGUUGGACCUGUCAACGCCUAAAAAUGUUAAUGGAUUCCAUUCAUUCGAUAAGUCGAAUGAAGACGAUUUUCUGCUUGACCUAUCUUCACCAACCAAUGAACCAAAUGAUCCAAAUGCAGCUGAAGCAAAUGGUGUAAACACAAUUGAAGAUGAGUUAUUUUCUCUGUACGGCACUAAUAAAUUGGAAAGUAGUGGAAAUGAUUAUAGUUUGCAGAAUAAUGAUUUAGAGGAAACAAGUGAACCAGAGAAAAAUAAAGAUGUGGAUGGAGCUGAAAUGAUCGUGGAAAUGUUGGAGAAUAUAAGUAUAGGACUUAUAGCGAAGAAUUUGCUGAGCGAAUGCGAAUAUUUAGUAACGUGUAUAGGAAAGUUAGUGUCAAAGAUGCCCGACAAAGUGGACCAGCUGAGGAAGAUCUUGAGAAGGUUCAAGAGACAUAGUAGCCCAGAAUUGCAGCAAAGAUCAUGUGAACUGGAGAUAAUAAUUCAGGAAAACAUCAUGUCGUUGGUAAGUCCAGUUUCAAAGAGGUUGCCCGAUUUGUAUACUGAGUCAGUUGAUGAGUAUUUGAGUCUCGGGCAAGAAAAAUUGCCUGAGAAGAUUCGCGAGGAAGAACCAAAAGAUGAAAAGGUUGGUAUAUUUGAUGAGUUGUUUGAUUCAAGAGUAAAAGUAGAGAGAGGUGUAGUGAAGGGGAAAAAAGAAGAAAACAAAGAUGAUAGAUUAGUAAACAGUAUAGUGGAGAACAUAACAAUAGUAAGUUCCAGAGAAAAACGAGAAGAUGAAUUUCAGCAAUUUGACCCUUUUUAA